Messenger RNA from Oncorhynchus nerka (sockeye salmon), 3224 nucleotides. Its product is annotated as kelch-like protein 42. Gene Ontology annotation, biological process: protein polyubiquitination; proteasome-mediated ubiquitin-dependent protein catabolic process; regulation of microtubule-based process. Lineage: Eukaryota; Metazoa; Chordata; Actinopteri; Salmoniformes; Salmonidae. Gene Ontology annotation, cellular component: Cul3-RING ubiquitin ligase complex. Gene Ontology annotation, molecular function: protein binding. The transcript has 8 exons. The record is from RefSeq and is a predicted model, not a curated record. Bases 749 to 2368 code for a protein of 539 amino acids.
UAUGGGUUCAUUUGGAAUUAGGCACAAGUCCCCCAUGAUGCCUAAAAUAGAUCAGUCCUGUAGAGCUGUUUUUCUGCACCCAGUUCCAUGUAAGCCCUGCUUGGACUGUCUAUGGAGAAGAGGCUUUAUAACUGACCUUGUCUACUCUCACAUGGGGAUCGAAGCUGGAUUUUGGAUUUAUGCACGUUUGGGAUGUCAUUGUUAGGGGUCCAAGCAACAUAGUUGCUGUGGACCAAUUGCAUUUCUUUCUUCUUUUGUGUGGCCACUGGUGUGUGGCAUUCAGCGAGUAUUACAGCUGCUGCUGCUGCUGCUGCUGCUGGACUGUUAUCUUAUCAGACAUGUGACUCUGAGCUGCGAUGGAUCAGGGAGAUAAAUGUGUGUUAGGACCCUCGAGUGUCUGUUCAGUGUUCAGUGUGUUUCCUUCGUGCUCUGUAUUGUUGUUGUGUAAUGCAAGCCCUUCUCCUUGAGUUCUCUAUAGCAGGAGGUUGUUCAAUGUUUCUUGGAUCUAAGUUUAAAUCUGGGUUUCUCACAGUUAGUGGCUAACAUAUGCCUGUUUUUCUUCCUAAGACAAAUAGUUAUACAGUAUUAGCAUCAUUGGUCAAAUGUAUGACAUGAAUCUUUAAAAAAUGACACAAAUAUAUAUUUGGCUAGAACCUAACACAGUUUUGAGAGACAGAAAAUAAGAUCGAUUUGUGAGAUAGAUGAGGUAACGCCCUUUAAUAUUAGUAAAUCAUAUUUUCUCCUCAGUAUGAUAAGUCAUCUCAGACCGUAUGUGAAAGUUGUGGUGCUGUGGAUCAGCGGGUGGUUGAAGUAUGCGUUAGAGAGGGUGUGGAGAAUGCCGUUCUCAGUGCCACACACCUGGGUGACAUCACCAGGCAACUCAGGUGAAGGACUGUAUGACAGGUUGUCAAAGGAGUGGCUAACCAAUGAGGUGUAUCGUACCUAUCACCAUGGAAGUGGAACAAUGGUUACAGUCCAGACCAGCACACAUGCCUUCUACGUGAACCUUGGUCGACUGACUGACUGUAGUGAGUACUUCAGAGCCCUGUCCCAGUCCAGUAUGAGAGAGACCACAGAGAGCCUGAUUGUCCUGGACCACAUUCCCUCCUCAGUCUUCCAUUCCCUCCUAGAAUUCUGCUUCCGGAAUGACUUCAGCGUUCCCCCGGAGGAGUUGGGAGAACACAUCCAAGUGGGCAGCUACCUGCUGGCUGAGGCCUUUGUGUCGCAGUGCCUGUUGGCCCUGUCUGGUGUUCUAACCCCAGACACCUGCCUGUCCUACCUGGCUCUGGCCCGGGACAUCAGCUGUACUGAGCUGGAGACGACUGUGUUCUCCUACCUCAGCAGACACCUUCUGGAGCUGUCUCACCUCACCAGGUGUUUGCCGGCUGAAGACAGGGCCGAACUGACCCGUCUAAGGUGGCAGGGUGAUCUCCGGCUCUGCUGCGUGAGGAAGGAGAACCUAACCUCCUGGAAUGACCUAGAAACAGAAGCCGCCCGCCACCUCUUCACCCUAGAUGGAUCAGAGGUCACUGGUGACUGGCGUCCACUAACAGAGCUCCCCUUCAUGGCUGAUAAAUGGUGCUUCACCACGGUGGUUCUACUCAACUACCUCUACCUCAUCGGUGGCUACAGGCAGCGGGCUAAGAGGGGCUGGGAGUUCAAAAUGGCCUCCUUUAGGUACAACCCCUUCACCAACACCUGGGUCUCCACUGCACCUCUCAUCAAGCACAGGAGGCAUUUCAGUGCGGUGUCAUGUGAUGGCUGUAUCUAUGCUGUGGGAGGCUGGUACUUGGACUCUUUGGUGACUCCUGACUCUAGCACAGCCCUCUACACUGCUGUGGAGCGAUACCACCCCAGAGACAACACAUGGACGUUUGUCUCCUCUCUGCCUUUGACUGACUUACAGUUCACCAUGACCCUGUCCCAUGACCUCCCUCUGGCCACCAGCCUGGGCUCCCGUCUCUAUGUCCUGGGGAACAUCCAGAGGACUGGAGAAAAGCUGCUUCUACAGUAUGACACCAGGCAAGACUUAUGGUCUGAGCUGCUCCCUACCCUAACCAAAGCCAAUGCUGACCUCCCCAGCCUCUACUUCCUGGGUGCCACGGACCGGCUGUUUGUGAUUGGAGGAAACAACUCAGAGAAUGUGGUGACAUCAUUCUGUGUGGAGUCUGGGAAGUGGGGGCAGGUGAAAGGGGCUGAGAAGGUAGCAUUAGCUGGACAGGGGACAGUGCUGGGUGACCAGGUGUACAUGCCAGGUAUAGAACACAACGCUGCUGUAAGGCUGGAUCUCCACUCCCUAUCUCUCACUGUCCUCCCUCCUCUACCCAUCUGCAUUCGCUAUGAAGCCCUCCUUCACCUUUCCUUCUAAAACAACUUUCAUCAAUUAGUCUGAUUUGACUUGCCUUGCUGUUUCUGGGGUUCAGGUCAGGGUUAGUGCUGGACAAACGCAGACUCGUCAUCAAGGGGGUCUUUGCUACAUGUGGACUUCACCAUUCUGUGUCAGCAACAAUAUGCCUUGUCCUGCUUUCACUCUGCCUUACAUGACAAUUUUUUGUUGGUCUGUACAGUAGGGGGCUUGCACGGUGUCCUCCGGCUUGUGUUCAGUUUGCAAAUUACAGCCAAGACUGUUCAGAGGUGCUAAGUACUCUCGCCAGCAGAUGCUAGACAAUCCUACCGGUCUGGCCGUCUCUUAAAUCUUUACCCGGAGGAGGAUGGGCUCCCAAUCUCAUUUUCUUCUUAGUCAGGUUCCUUUUAAAGGCUUCAUAGGGAGAUUUCCCCAGUAACCACGUUUCCUUCCAGUUUUUAUGUGAGUGAAGUUAUACCAUAUAAAUAAAUAAAAUCAUGAGAGCUGUGGUGGAAACAGGAAGUUUUGGUACAAUUGUAUAAAUGCCGACAGAUCAUUUGAGCGUUCGACGUGGUGGGAUCUUUUUGUGUUGGUAAGAUUCAUUAUGGCGUUGCAGUGGAAACAACUUAAUGCGCAAGUAUUGAUAUAUUAUAACAAUAUCGAAGGUAACCUGGAGUCACGUGUGAUGAUAUGGUGUGUGGUCCUACUACUAAGACUCGGGAAAUCAUGCAGUUUAUUAGGAUGCAGAUGAAAUAAGUUAUGAUGAAUUUCACAAAAGUGUGCGGUGAUGAGUUUGAUGCGCCUUUCCAAUAAAUGUUGAGUGUGACAUGAUGAUUGAUGCUUGACUGCCAUUUGACAAAUAAAGAUAUUCGGUCUCUUA